Drosophila ficusphila is the source of this 1161-nucleotide messenger RNA. Its product is annotated as ninjurin-A. The coding region runs from base 262 to 987 and encodes 241 amino acids. Gene Ontology annotation, cellular component: membrane. The record is from RefSeq and is a predicted model, not a curated record. NCBI's taxonomy places the organism in Eukaryota, Metazoa, Arthropoda, Insecta, Diptera, Drosophilidae. Gene Ontology annotation, biological process: cell adhesion; tissue regeneration. The transcript is spliced from 4 exons.
UGUAUCUCCGGUCAGUUGUCCGAGAAAUAGCGUGCCGAGCAGUCGCAAAACGCGCACGAGUAUUAAAAGAAGCCGAAGAAAAAAUAAUCCACAACAGCAGAGUGAUUUCUUCAAAAAGAUCUAGAUAAAAAAUACAUUAUACACUGCCACUGCAUAACGGAUACAAACAAAGGAAUUCUUCAGACAUCAUAACGCCAACGAUCGCAUCUUCUUCAUAAUUAAUUACCUAAAAUCGUGUAAUUGUUUUUAAUUAAUCGCAAAAUGAGUGACCUAGAGCAUAUUACACUGGAAAUGGACAAAGUUGAAGAUGAUAAAGCUUCGGCGAGAAACAAAGAAAAUGCAAAUAAUCACAAUCACAACGGCGAUGCAAUGGACGUGCGGACACGUAAUAAUUUACGAGUGCCCAGAGCAGUUCCCGAAACUGAUGAUGAUGACGACGAUCGUCCCUUUGUUAAAGAUGGGAGCGGUAAUCCCGGCGUGGAUGAUGGUCUUCUGAGCGGCGAAGGGAGAGGCGCUGGUGUUGGUGGCGGUGUCAACGUUCUCGUUCCCAAUGGAGGCAGACGACCCAGUUUCUCCUUUCCGGGAUAUAAUGGUCCCGGCUUCGUCACAAUCAACGGAGUGGAGACGCCCAUUCCCGAUGUGAAUGCCUAUCAGCACAAGAAAACCUUGGCCCAGGGAAUGAUGGACUUAGCACUGCUCUCCGCGAAUGCAAAUCAAUUGCGUUACGUUCUGGAAACCAGUACCUCGAAUCCCUACUACUAUCCCAGCCUCCUGUUCAUCUCACUCAGCAUCAUAUUUCAGAUCGCUGUUGGCGUGGGACUUAUUUUGAAUGGGCAGUACAACAUCAAGAAUGAGCAAGAGAUCUGCCGAGCAAACAAAAUCAAUAACUACACAGUCAUCGGCAUUUUCAUUGUCACGGUGGUCAAUGUCCUUAUUUCAGCCUUUGGCGUUGCAGAUCCUGUUACUGUAGCCGCGAAUACAACAUAGUUUAAACUAAAAUAUAAUAUAUUUAAAUUAGAAAGUAGCUUCAAAGGCACCAUAGCAUCAUAAUGUAAUACUCACAGCCACACUUUUUGUUGAAAUUCACUAUGCGCCUCAUAUUUUUAAAGAUAAAAAUGAAUUGUGAUAAAUAAAUAAAUCCCACGAGCAUUUUACACCUUA